ACAAAAAAAGAAAGAAAGUAUACUUAAAAAUAAUGUUCAAAAAAAAAGUAUACUUAAAAAUAUAUAGUCAGUUCUAUACAAAAUUUCUAUUAAUUUAUUGUAUUUUUGACAUACUGACCACCUUAAAAUGAUAAAACUGAUGAGAGUACAAAUACAAAUAUAAAAUAGCGAAUUUUCUAUUAUCUGAUAUUUAUGCAUAUAAUAUAUGUUAAUUUUGUAUAUUUUCCAUAGAAGAGGAAAGGAAAAUUCCAAUAAACUAAUAUUAUGAUGAGAGGUUUGACUUUAUUAGGAACGUCAAAUUUAAUGAACCUCUCUUCUUCCUUGAACGCAAAGGAAGUUUCUGAGUUGGAAAACGCUGUCUCCAAUUCAUAGGUUCUCUAUCUCUAUACCUAUAUAUAUGUGUUAACACAAUAUUAUUUCCUAUAUUAUCUUUGAUGGUCAUAUGAUCGUUAAUUAAUCUCCAUGGCCACGAGUAGAGUCUCCCACGUCAUAGGGCUUCUUCUAUGUAUCUCUCUUCUUCUCCUGUUGGUCUCUGAAGGUUUCUUUGUUAGGCUCAACUCCAUGUCCUCCAUAAAGCCUUUUCCAUCUCCGGUUAUUAGCUCGCUGCGACCAGGAAGAAGAGCUUUUGUGGUAAGUAAGUUUGACUUCACACCGUUCAUGAAGGACCUUCGCCGAAAAGAUCAUCAAGAUGUUUCACAGCUGGGAGGAUCCGAGAUCGACCCAAGAUAUGGAGUUGAGAAACGGCUCGUCCCAUCUGGUCCAAACCCCUUGCACCACUGAUUGUCUUCUUAUAUAUAUUUUACUUAAAUUUUCUUAAUUAAUUUGUUUCUUUCGAAUUGAUAUAAACACUAAAAAGGAUAUACUGCACAUAAUUUAAUCCAUAAAAAGCUGCUAAUAUUUCUUUGGGGAGCAUAUGUAUUGAAUUAUUUAUUCUUCUUUGUCAUGUGAAGUAUUUGUUUUAACUUUCGUUGUAAAAGAUGAUAUUUAGUUUUUUUAGUCUUAACUUUUUAUUGCAUUUGUGAUUAGGUUGUACUAAUAAAACAUACUAUCAUUAUCAUAGUUUAGAUCAAAACGAGCAUGUACACGUUUGUAUAAAAUAAAUGUCUAUACUAGUAUGUACACAUUUAUUAUCGCUAUUAAUACUAGUUAGUAGUUAGAACCAAUAGACAACUAUUAUGCUUUCGAUAAGAGGAGUGCCUGAAUAUCCAGUAAAUUAAUAAAUGCAGUUAACUAACGGGGAAAUAAAUUAGCCUCGUUGAGAAGAAUAUGGAGAUCGAUACUUAAGACCACGUGAAGCAUUGACUUCAAUUGGUUACGGACUCACCGUUUCCAGAUUUUCUGUAAAGUUGUCUCGUUCUAGUCCAAGGAAGGUAGACAAGGAGUAAAUGCGCUCAUUUACUACUCAUUUGGCAAAAUUAGUGUUGUUAUUUGGUCUGG
This is a messenger RNA of Brassica napus (rape), 1437 nucleotides long. Its product is annotated as CLAVATA3/ESR (CLE)-related protein 13-like. The coding region runs from base 463 to 780 and encodes 105 amino acids. The record is from RefSeq and is a predicted model, not a curated record. NCBI's taxonomy places the organism in Eukaryota, Viridiplantae, Streptophyta, Magnoliopsida, Brassicales, Brassicaceae. The transcript has a single exon.